CAGUGAUAUACAGAAGGCAGGAGACAAAACAGGAAAGAACAUCAUCAGAGAUACAGGGCACGACCCAGAAUCUGCUGCUGUAAAUGAAUUCCAGGAAAAGUUCAAAUUAAAUCUGAUGAAGAAGUUUCAGUUCUUGAAUGGAGUGAUAAUAAACCUGGGAACCCAAACACUCCUGAAUGAGAUCUACACAGAGCUCUACAUCACAGAGGGAGACAGUGGAGACGUCAAUAAUGAACAUGAGGUGAGACAGAUCGAAGCAGCAUCCAGGAGAACAACAACGGAGGAAACACCAAUUAAAUGCAAUGACAUCUUUAAGCCCUUAUCUGAACAAGACAAACCCAUCAGAUCUGUGCUGACAAAGGGAGUCUCUGGCAUCGGAAAAACUGUCUCUGUGCAGAAGUUCAUUGUGGACUGGACUGAAGGGAAAGCAAAUCAGGACAUCCACCUCAUAUUUCCACUUCCUUUCAGAGAGCUGAAUUUGAUGAAGGACCAGAAACUGAGUCUGAUGGAGCUCCUUCAUGUCUUUUUUAAGGAAAUAAAAGAAACAGAAAUGUUCAGUUUGGAAAAAGUUCUGUUUAUUUUUGAUGGAUUGGACGAGUGUCGUUUUCCUCUGGAUUUCCAGAACACAGUGAGUGUGUGUGAUGUAACUGAAUCUGCAUCAGUGCCUGUGCUGCUGAUAAACCUGAUCAAAGGGAAUCUGCUUCCCUCUGCUCUCAUCUGGAUCACCUCCCGACCUGCAGCAGCUGAUCAAAUCCCCUCUGUGUGUGUCCAUCGAGUCACAGAGGUACGAGGGUUCAAUGACCCACAGAAGGAGGAGUACUUCAGGAAGAGGAUCAGUGAUCAGAGCCUGGCCAAUAACAUCAUCACACACCUGAAGUCAUUAAGAAGCCUCUACAUCAUGUGUCACAUCCCAGUCUUCUGCUGGAUUUCAGCCGCUGUUCUAGAGAGAAUGUUGUGUGAAGCAGAGAGAGGAGAGAUCCCCAAGACUCUAACUCAAAUGUACACACACUUCCUCAUCAUUCAGAUAAACAUCAUAAGAGAAAAGUACUUAAAGAAGCAGCAGAGUGAUAAAGAAAUGCUUCUUAAACUGGGACAACUGGCUUUUGAGCAGCUGGAGAAAAGGAACCUGAUCUUCUAUGAUGAAGACCUGAGAGAGUGUGGCAUUGAUGUGAGAGAAGCAGCAGUGUACUCAGGUGUGUGUACGCAGAUCUUCAGAGAGGAGUUUGGGCUUCACCAGAGUAAAGUGUACUGCUUUGUUCAUCUGAGCAUUCAGGAACACCUCGCAGCUCUGUAUGUGCACCUGAUGUUCAGGAUAGACAACAAAAAUGUUCUUAAAAAGAGUCGAGCUUCAAAACAGAAGAAGGAAGAAAUGACAGUUUUAGAUUUCCACAAGUGUGCUGUAGUUGAAGCAUUAAAAAGUCAGACUGGACAUCUGGAUCUUUUCCUUCGCUUUCUUCUGGGUCUCUCACUGGAGUCCAAUCAGAAACUCUUACAGGUCUUAGUAACACAGACAGGAAGUAGCUCCCAGAGCAGAGGAAAAACAGUUCAGUACAUUAAGAUGAGGAUCAGUGAAGAGCGUUCUACAGAGAAAUCCAUCAAUCUGUUCCACUGUCUGAAUGAACUGGGUGAUAAUUCUCUAGAGGAGGAAAUCCAACGCUACCUGAAAUCUGGAAAACAAAGUGAACUCUCUUCAUCACAGUGGUCUGCUCUGGUGUUUGUGUUACUGACAUCAGCACAGGAGCUCGAGGAAUUUGAUCUAAAUAAAUAUUUCAGUCCAGAUCAGAUAAAAGAAACUGUUUUUCUGAAGCUGAUGCCUGUGAUUGCAGAAUCCAGGAAAGCAAUUAUCAGGUGUGAUGAAGUUGGAGUGAAAAGUUGGUCAGCUCUGGUAUCAGCACUCAACUCAGAAACCUUCAAUCUGAGAGAACUGCAUCUGACUGUGAAAACACUGGAUCUGUCCGACAGUACACUAGGAGACUCAGGAGUAAAGACUCUCUCUGCUGUACUGGAGAAUCCUCACAGUAAAGUGGAAAGUCUGAGGUUGUGGUCUUGUGGUGUCUCAGAUGAAGGCUGUGCUGCUCUGACUUCAGCUCUGAGAUCAAACCCCUCACACCUGAGAGAACUGGAUCUGUCUAAUAAUAAAGUAGGAGACUCAGGAGUGAAGUGUCUCAGUGCUGUACUGGAGAAUCCUGACUGUAAACUGGAGACACUGAGGUUGUGGUCUUGUGGUGUCUCAGAUGAAGGCUGUGCUGCUCUGACUUCAGCUCUGAGAUCAAACCCCUCACACCUGAGAGAACUGGAUCUGUCUAGGAAUAAUAAUGUAGGAGACUCAGCAGUGAAGUGUCUCUGUGCUGUACUGGAGAAUCCUGACUGUAAACUGGAGACACUGAGGUUGUGGUCUUGUGGUGUCUCAGAUGACGGCUGUGCUGCUCUGACUUCAGCUCUGAGAUCAAACCCCUCACACCUGAGAGAAAUGAAUCUGACUAAUAAUAAUGAAGUAGGAGACUCAGGAGUGAAGUAUCUCUGUGCUGUACUGGAGAAUCCUGACUGUAAACUGGAGACACUGAGGUUGUGGGAUUGUGGUGUCUCAGAUGAAGGCUGUGCUGCUCUGACUUCAGCUCUGAGAUCAAACCCCUCACACCUGAGAGAGCUGGAUCUGUCCUAUAAUAAAAUAGGAGACUCAGGAAAGAAGCUGCUUUCUGCUCUUAAGGAUGAUGAACAUUACAAACUACAGACACUGAAAUUCAGGUUUUGAUGAACAUCUUUGUGUGAUGAAGACUCCGGUGAUCCUGCGUCUCCAUGUUGGUGAUAGAGAACAUGCUCAUAAACACAUCAUUCAUUUAGUUAUAACACAUUAAACAGACUCAGAGACGUGAGAAGUGUGUGUUCAUCGUGCACAGUGAAUCACAGACUGAGUGAACACAGACAAGUGGAGUGACACAAGUCAUCAAAUCUGCCAGUUCUGUUAUACACAGAAUAACAUCAGCUAUACAUCAGCCUUGUUGUGGUCGUUGCUUGUCCAAACACAUUCAUGGACAAAAAAUUGACUGUUGUAUGACGCAGGUUUGAUGGGUCAUGUGAUUAUUUUGUGUUUAUGAUUAGUAUUUUUUUUAUAAUAUUUUUUUAUGCAUGCUUUUUUAUUGCUGUAUUCUUGACUACACAAUUAAAAUGACAUUGUAUUUAAGUGCUUACAGAGUCCAUAAUUUAAUCAAAUACAUAAACAAAUAAUGUUUACAUGUCAUUAUUUCUGUUUAAAAUUACGUAAAAAUGUAACAAACUUUGUAGCAAUACAGUGUUUGUAACAGUUCUUUAAGAUGUUUUAUGUUUAAAAACAAAAUAUUGUUACAAUACACUUACAAAAUGAUUCAUUAGUUAAAUGUAAUUUACUUUGCCAAUAUUUUCUAUGUAAAAAUAUCACAUUAGAUGUAACGCCACUUCUUCUUUUAACUGACA
Molecule: messenger RNA, 3450 nt
Organism: Clarias gariepinus (North African catfish)
Lineage: Eukaryota; Metazoa; Chordata; Actinopteri; Siluriformes; Clariidae
Product: NACHT, LRR and PYD domains-containing protein 12-like
Exons: 8
Coding region: 116-2752 (878 amino acids)
Molecular function (GO): protein binding
Source: RefSeq, a predicted model, not a curated record